Messenger RNA from Venustampulla echinocandica, 585 nucleotides. RefSeq lists its product as uncharacterized. The transcript has 2 exons. The record is from RefSeq and is a predicted model, not a curated record. NCBI's taxonomy places the organism in Eukaryota, Fungi, Ascomycota, Leotiomycetes, Helotiales, Pleuroascaceae. Bases 1 to 585 code for a protein of 194 amino acids.
AUGCAUUCCCCUUCAAAGACCAUUCUUUCCCUCUUCGUCCUCCUCAACCUAUCCCUCCCCGUCCUCUCAGCCGGCACUCAAUUUAUUACCGGGGCCUGCACCAGCGAUGCCGAUUGCGCCGGCAACUGCUGUGGUUUCAACUCCGGAAAAUGCGCCGGCGCCAUUGUAGCUCUUCAGCGAGAUGGAGGCUGCGGCUUCGGUGAUGCCACACCCAACGACAACGCCGCUAAAGCAUUGGGCUUCACCGGCGGAAUCACAUCCGCCUCCACAGGAAGCGGUGCUGCUGGCGCAGCUGCAGCUGCGUCUCCUUCUGCUAGCGCAAACCCUGCAAAAGCUGCAGCCGCCUCGGCCGCGUCCGCCGCCCCGGCAGCUGGUGCCGGAAAGCAGUUCAUUACGGGAGCUUGCACGAGUGAUGCUGAUUGUGCUGCUGGAUGCUGUGGAUUUAACUCUGGGAAGUGCGCGGGGCCUGUCGUCGCCCAAGAGCGCGAUGGCGGAUGCGGGUUUGGGGAUGCGCAACCUAAUGAUAACGCUGCACAGAAGUUGAAGGGCCAGCGCCGAGGAAUGGCUUGGGAGAGAAAUAUGUAA